This is a messenger RNA of Rhodofomes roseus, 1308 nucleotides long. RefSeq lists its product as uncharacterized. The record is from RefSeq and is a predicted model, not a curated record. Lineage: Eukaryota; Fungi; Basidiomycota; Agaricomycetes; Polyporales; Fomitopsidaceae. The transcript has 2 exons. Bases 1 to 1083 code for a protein of 360 amino acids.
AUGGCCAAGGUGGUUCGCCGACGUCUGGAAGAGACGAAGCCAGAUUACCGGAAGCAUACCAUGGACUUCAAGUGGUCUAUAACGAAGAGCGCAGAAGAGAUGCCCCUCCCUCAGUUUGCGCCACGGUUGGGCGUUGAUCCCGAGGCAGACAACCUCCGAGUCCGCCGUUGGCUGGUCCUCAGAGAGUACGAACCCCUGGAGACCAUCGGGACUGCAGAUAACUUCCGUGUUGUGUUCUUUGAUGUUGUUCGCGCGCACCACUGGGUGUACAAGACCUCGAAGAUUCUGCAUCGUAAUGUCAGCCUGAACAACCUUAUGUGGCAUCGACUAGACGGGAGGAUUGUCGGUGUCCUGUGCGAUUGGGACCUUGCGGAAGACCAGAACACGGCCGAGUCCAAGCUCAUUCGUCGAGCUGGAGACAACUCUGAGGUGGUAUGGCGAAUAUCGGAACCAACAGGACGUUCAGCCACAAAGUCGACGGCGGCGUCAUCGACGAGUCUACUCGCCGUCCCCGAGGAUCAAGCAGCGGGGCCGCCUCCCAGCGGGCAUUGGCAACUGUCCGGCACGGCUACAAAGCCACAGGGUACAGACAAGUCGAGGUAUCGCAUCGGCACGGGCGCCUUCAUGGCUAUGGAUCUCUUGCGAGUGGGCGAGCCACCCGUCCACAAGUAUCGGCACGACCUAGAGUUGUUCUUCUACGCCUAUAUCUACUUUGCUGCGACAUACAACCCAGACGAGCAGGCCUUCGGCUACAUCAAGGAUUGGCAGUGUGCUUCCCUCGUCGCCAUCGGGGACAAUAAACGGAGGUUUCUGGAAGAAGAAUCAAUUCGUCGCGACGUAAUGAAAGCCGCCCACGAUACUCUGAAGCCGCUGCUGGACGAGGAUAGCCCUCUGGCGGACCUCCUGGAUGUUUUCCUAGACCUCGAAACCAAGGCGCACUACAUCCGGUCUCUCAGGAGCACUGCGAAGAAGGCGUCCCGCAAUCAAGCCGAAAUUGAAAGGAGGGAGGGGGGAAGGGACGAAACCAUAACGUAUGGCAAUUUCAUGAGGAUCUUGGGGGCGCCCGAGGUUGUUAAUGCGUAAAGGGUGAUGCUGGCUUCCAAAUGGCAUGCACUCAUAGUUUCGCCUUUUUGCCAAACUCGUCCUGUAUCUCUUCACUUCUGGAACUUCACACUAAAGUCACAGUCACUUUAUUUUUGAUGUUCUAUCUAGGGCUUCUACCAGACGCUCUCAUGCCAGUAAGUCACUAGACCUUAUCAUAUGCCGCCGCCGCUGCCAGGAGUCACCGGCACCGUUGCGCAAUGCGCC